Aplysia californica (California sea hare) is the source of this 3053-nucleotide messenger RNA. RefSeq names its product elongation factor 2. Gene Ontology annotation, biological process: translational elongation. The record is from RefSeq and is a predicted model, not a curated record. Lineage: Eukaryota; Metazoa; Mollusca; Gastropoda; Aplysiida; Aplysiidae. Gene Ontology annotation, cellular component: ribonucleoprotein complex; cytosol. Gene Ontology annotation, molecular function: GTPase activity; GTP binding; ribosome binding.
AGAGAAAAAUGUGAUCGGAGUGGAAAACGCUCCGUGAGCGUGACUUGUUGAAAAUAAUAUUAUUGAUAUGUGAAGCUUGGUGCCUGUGAGUACCACAUUUUCAAGUCCAAAGCAAAGAAAAGGACCCCAAGCCGAGACCAAGAGGACCCCUGCGUCUUCAAUUUGUCAAGUCAAAAGCCUUUAUAAAGAAAGCACUUUGCGCCCUCGCCUCAACAGCGCGUGUGUGUGCCAUAUCUGACCGCCUCAGUUCGUGACUUUUUCUGAAUGGUUCAAUUAAGUGUCGAACAACUUCAACAUGCACUGCGAAAGCGCAAGAAUAUCCGCAACAUUGCUGUUAUUGCCCAUGUUGACCAUGGAAAGACUACUCUUACUGAUUCCUUGCUUGCGAGGGCUGGUGUGAUCGCAUCCUCACAGGCAGGUGAUAAGAGGGCCACUGAUACUCUCAAAUAUGAACAAGAAAAAGGCAUCACCAUCAAGUCGACGGCUAUAUCCUUGUACUACAACUUGGAAGACAAGGAUGUUGAGCAACUGGGGUCUGAAGGAACGGGUUUCCUGAUCAACCUGGUGGACAGCCCUGGCCAUGUAGACUUCUCCCCUGAGGUGACAGCCGCCCUGAGGGUGGUCGAUGGAGCCAUGGUGGUGGUGGACUGUGUCAGUGGCGUGAGCGUCCAGACAGAGACGGUGCUGCGACAAGCGCUGUCGGAGAGGAUCAAGCCUGUGCUCAUGAUGAACAAGCUGGACAGGGCUGUGUUCGAGAAGGCUCUCACCGCGGAGGAAAUCUACUGCACUCUCCGAGACGUUGUGGGCAGCGUCAAUGCCCUCAUCGGCAUAUACUGCGAGGACGACUCACCCAUGGGAGAUUUGAUGAUGGAUCCAGCCAAGGGCAAUGUGAGCUUCGGCUCUGGCCUUCAUGGCUGGGGUUUCAACCUCAAGCAGUUUGCUCGUCUGUACUCGAGCAAGUUCGGCAUCAAGGAAGAACGUCUGAUGAGAAGGCUCUGGGGGGAGCAUUACUUCAGCCCGGCCUCACGUCAAUGGAGCAAGCAGCCCGGAGAGGGACGUGUCAGGGGCUUCAACCACUUUGUCCUUGACCCUCUCCUCAAACAAUGAAGGAGUGUGACCCCAAUGGACCUCUCAUGAUGUACGUAGCAAAGAUGAUCCCGGCCGCGGAGAAGGGUCGGUUCUACGCCGUUGGCCGUGUGUUCUCUGGCACCGUUUCUCCGGGACAAAAAGUGAGGAUUAUGGGCCCUGAUUAUGUUCCAAAUGCAGUGAAAAAGCGAGACCUGUAUGUCAAGAAUGUACCCAGAACGGUUCUCAUGAUGGGUGGCCAGGUACAGUCUGUUGAUAACGCCCCAUGUGGCAACAUCAUUGGGCUGGUUGGUGUGGACAGGUACCUGCAGAAGACGGGAACCAUCACGACUUUUGAGGAAGCACACAACCUGAAGGUGAUGCGGUUCUCGGUGAGUCCCGUGAUGCGUGUGGCAGUGGACGUCGUCCAUCCCCAGGACUUGCCCAAGCUGGUAGAGGGUCUGAGGCGACUCAACAAGGCCGAACCCCUCGUACAGUGCACCAGCGAGGAGGGUCAGCACAUUGUGGCGGGGGCCGGAGAGCUGCACCUGGACAUUUGCCUGAAGGACCUGGAGGAGGAGUACGCCGGUGUGCCCAUCAAGAGGUCGGAGCCCGUGGUGAAGUUUUGUGAGACGGUGAUUCAGGAGUCUGACCGCGUCUGUCUGGCCAAGUCAAGCAACAAGCUGAACAGAGUGUUCAUGACAGCCGAGCCGCUGCCAGACGGACUCAGCGAAGAGAUUGAAAAUGGUGAGCUGAGCCUUGACAUGAAGGAGCGAUCCUCCCACCUGGUGGAUGUCUACGACUUUGACCCCAAAGAGUCGCGGAAGAUUUGGUGUUUUGGCCCCAACAACAGCGGCCCCAAUAUGCUGGUCGACGCGACCCAGGGAGUGGACACCACGGUCAUCAGGGACGCCAUGUGCGCGGGGUUCCAGUGGGCCACCGAGGAGGGUGUUCUGUGUGGGGAAACGAUGCGAGGGGUCAAGUUCCGCCUGAGAGAUGCGAUGAUCCACCCAGACCCAGCCCACCGCGGGGGUGGUCAGAUCAUCCCCACAUCUCGGCGGGCGCUUCUGGCCUCCGUGAUGACUGCAUCCCCAGCCUUACUGGAGCCGGUUUACUUGGCGGAGACACAGUGUCCGGUGUCAGUGAUGGGCAAUGUGAUGAGCGUGUUGUCUCGACGACGCGGCGUCAUGGUGGAGCAGAUACACCACGCUGGGGCUCCUCUCUGCACCAUCAAGGCUCACCUACCUGUGCACGAGGCUUUCGGAUUUUCGGAGGAGCUCAAGUCCCAGACGAGUGGCCAGGCUUUCCCUCAGUGCAUCUUUGACCACUGGCAGGUGAUGCCCGGCGACCCACUGACCCCUGGCACCAAGGCGGGGGAUGUGGUGGCCGCAGUCCGGCAGCGUAAGGGACUGGUCGUCUCGCUGCCACGCCUGGACAGUCUGCUGGACACGCUGUGAACAACACAGGACACGCUGUGAACAACGCAGAACACGCUGUGAACAACACACACCACAGCAGAUUUUUUUUUGUCUUUACAAAACAAUUUUUUCUUUUUGUUUAGUGUUUUAUUGUAUCUUUUGUUUUGUUAUAUUGAUUUGACUUUGUAUUUGUGAAUGAAGGAAAGAGGUAACUUACAGAAUCUUGUUUUGUUUUUUUCAAUAUAUUCCUUUCUAAAAAUUUAGAUAUUGGGGGUUUUUUUGUGUCUGUUUUUGUUUUUUAUUUAAGAAUUUUGUUUUUGUAGUUAUGAGUGUUAGAAAGAAACAGCUGGGUACAUUUUGUGAUGAUUUUGAUCUAUUUUCUAUAGUAAUAAAUUAAAAAUAAUGACUGUGAUGCCUGGUAUAUUGGGAAAUGUAAUUUAUAUCAAACUUGUCUGUGAUUUUUAUUUUAGCAGGAAGAUGUUCAACUGGAUCUAGCAUACCCAUUUUUGUAUGACUAUCUAGCACAUCAAAAAGAAAGAUUCAAAAUAAAGAAUAGAUAAUAGAAAUAUA